Messenger RNA from Darwinula stevensoni, 3026 nucleotides. NCBI's taxonomy places the organism in Eukaryota, Metazoa, Arthropoda, Ostracoda, Podocopida, Darwinulidae. The record is from the annotation of a GenBank genome assembly.
AUGGAACCGGUCGCAUACCUCUGCCUCGCCUUCCUGCUGCCUGCGGUGGCCGGGCAGGGCAGAUGCCCCGAGGCGGAUGAGAUCAGGCCCUGCACCUGCGCCGGCCACGAUCCGGAUGGAGGCUUCCACGAGUCGGACUUGGAUUGUUCGAGGGCCAGGACGAGCGAGGAGAUCUCCUCGGCUUUCAGGACGGGGUCUUGGCCGACCACUCGCUUCUGGGAAUUCAGGCUGGAGGACAACGAAGACGUGAAAAAGCUCCCUAAGGGAGUCCUUGGGCUCGUCUCAUUCCAAGCCAUCAGAAUCGACAACACCAACGUAGAAACCGUCCAUCCGUCGGCCAUCCUGCAGUCGAACGACCGACUCUUGGUGCUGGAAAUCCAGAACAGCCGACUGAAGGCGUUUCCAUCCCACAUCCUCCCCCAACUGCCCAACCUCCUGACGCUCAACCUCCGGAACAACUCCCUGACCGUCCUCCCGGCUGUCGAGAGCUUCAACCUCCGAGUGCUCCAUCUCCCGUUCAAUAACAUCACGAGAGUCGAAGAGGAUGGAUGGGCCACUCCCAACUUGAGGGUGUUGGACGUCGGGAGUAACCUUAAGGGGAAACCUCACGACUUCUUAUACCUCUACGACCUCGCGAAAACCACAGCUUCCAGCAAUCUGGGACCAACACUUUCGACUGGAUUGCUCCAAUUCAAUAGCCUGACUUUAAAGACGGUGGGGCUCAGCGAGAACAAAAUCGCAAUAAUAGAGCCGGACGCCAUCACAGGUCUCACCCCGGACACGGAAGUUUUUCUAAAUGGGAACAAUAUAUCUAAAUUGCCAGAAGAGGUAUUUCGCCCUAUGCUGGAGCUCCUUUCACAAGGGACGGGCGCACUGCAUUUGCAAGAAAAUCCCAUCGAGUGUGAUUGUACUUUGGAUUGGCUUGUUUCGGACUCGACGAUCCUUAAGAGUGUUCGUGGAACCUGUGUUGAUGGAACAGAUUUUGGAAGCCUGACUUUGAAUUGUCGCACCUGUCCUCAUGAGUGCGUCAGCCGCGAAGAAGCGUCUUCCUGCGAGCCAGGAACAGUGAUCACUACGAACGUGGACAACUGUCAGUCUAGUGAACUCUGCUGCCAGCGGACGGCUCCAGAAGCAAGUACCACGUCCUCUCCAGCGCCCGCGGUGGUAGUUGAGUGCAAGACGGACUACCCAAGAAUUGAAAACGCAGAGGAAUCUUUCGAGGGUUGGACAGGGGAGAGUCCAGCACCCGACGGCGGGCAGGUGCUCUUCACGUGCAAGCAAGGUUUCACCGAUGGAUCCGCCACGCACAUGGCCACCUGUUCCUCCAGCACGAAGGAUGCCUGGAGCGCGACAUUCAAGGAAGACGAGCGGACCACCCUUUGUCCACCUUCAUCGUUAUCGCCAGAAACACCAAAGCUAAUCGGAGGACUGGCAUGGAGGAUCAAGCUGCUGGGGCUGAAUUCGCCCAGUGGAGUGGCAUCGACUACUUAUUCAGAUUGCCGGUUGACAGAAAAGGGAAGGGAAUACAUAGGAACAAAGGACAAGACAGAAACCGGGAAGGAGUGCCUGAGAUGGGACAGUAUGCCUCAUGGAAUACCAAAGGAUUUUUCUUCCAUAGAGGACUACGAAGGACACUUCCCAAACCGGGAUUCCUGGUCGCAGGAAAACUUCUGCCGGAACCCGUCCGGUAAGGAGAGGCCCUGGUGCUUCGUCUCCGACCCUGAGAUUAUGUGGGAAUACUGCGACAUCCCCAUGUGCGACGACAAGGAUCCUCCGGAGUGCAAGGUGACCCAGCAGGGCGGCGAGUACAUCGGGCGGAAGAACGUCACCCUCUCCGGCCUCCCGUGCCGGCCCUGGGCCAGCUCUGCCCUGCACCCUGAAGCAUUCGCGGAUGCAGAUGCCAUCGACGGGCAGCACAACUUCUGCCGAAAUCCAGACGGGAAAGUCGCUCCUUGGUGUUACUAUGCCGUGACGAUUCAUGGUGACGGUGAUGGUGACGAUUCUGGCUGGGAAUUUUGCGACGUCCAUUUCUGCGACAUCCAGCCGUCGGAUCAAUACCUGCAACCGCAUGAGGGAGAAACAGAGCAACACGUGUAUCCAGAAUGCCGGCUGUCAGAGAGGGGGAAGGAAUAUGUGGGAAAGGCGAGCAAGACGGAAACUGGAACGCCUUGCCUCCGAUGGGACUCCCAGCCGUACGGCAUGCCCUGGGAUUUCUUCAACCAGACUAUUCCCUACGAGAAGCAUUUCCUCGGAGCAAGUGCAACGCCCCACGAGAAUUACUGCCGGAACCCGGGGCUCCACAGGCGACGGCCUUGGUGCUUCGUCUCGGAUCCUCACGUCAAGUGGGAGUACUGCGACAUCCCCUUGUGCGACGACAAAACGCCACCGGAAUGCAAGCAGACAGAACUGGGCGGAGAGUACGCUGGAAGACUAAACGUGACGCUGUCGGGAACCCCGUGUCAACGCUGGCUGACCCUCGACCCCAAAAAUCGCGGUGUGUGGGACUUCCUGUCGCAGUUCCCGGACGGACUCGACGGGUCUCACAACUUCUGUCGCAACGCGGACCGCGGCUUCGGCCCCUGGUGCUACACCGCCUCAGCGCUCCAAUGGGAGUACUGCGACGUCCCCUUCUGCCCCAGCGCCGAGGGCGAGCGUUGCAGAGUCCGCGUCUCCGGAAAAUGCGUCGAUCCACAGGAAUGCAAAAGGACAAAAAACGGGAUUGAAUACAUCGGAACUCUGAACACGACAGCCUCCGGUUAUCCGUGUCAGGCGUGGAUGAGCCGACGGCCGAACUGGCACGAGAUGGGCUAUCGCACGAUAGCUCAAUUCCCGGACGAGCUUUACCCCUCCCACAACUUCUGCCGGAACCCGGACUCGACGGACGACGGUCCCUGGUGUUACAUCGGGAGCGGACGGAAUCCCAGGUGGGAAUACUGCGAGGUUCCGAUGUGCUGAAAGUCGCCGGAAGCCGCUUCGACGACCGAGUUCCGCUGCUCUAUUUGUGUUCAGCUUCGCCCACUGCCACG